Molecule: messenger RNA, 3108 nt
Organism: Symbiodinium sp. CCMP2592
Lineage: Eukaryota; Dinophyceae; Suessiales; Symbiodiniaceae
Source: the annotation of a GenBank genome assembly
AUGGGCAAUGCUUGUCCCACCAGGAAAUCCCUCGAUGGGCCGUCGAGAGAGAAGAUUAGCAUGCAGACGGUGAAGGAGCGCGGCUAUGUCGUUCUUUUCAACAAGGUUUACAACCUCAAGGACUAUGUGCGCAAGCACCCAGGUGGUCAGGACAUUCUCCUCAGUGUUUUUGGCAGAGAUGCCACAGUUGAAUAUGAGACGAUGAGGCACUCCCCACAAGCUCUGGAUCAGGUCCGUCAUCUUCUCAUCGGCAGCUUGAAUGUCGCGGUGACUGAAGAUGGUCACGCUGAGAGCCCGAGCGCCAGGAAGCUCUCCUUGACAGGUGGCCGGCCGAAUUCCCGGCCUGACGUCGCAGGAAGCAGAUGGUGGAACGUCGACGUAAGAGGUUUUUUGCCAAGUAUGGAUCCCGUGAAGACGCUGCCUCCGCCCUGGGAUGCCCUGAUCUCGCUUUGUGAGAUUCUUCCCUCCGUGACAAUCCAAAGGUCAUGGACCCAUGCCGUGCUGGAUCUUCCUUCGACGAUGGACGACGUGAAUGAAGCCUUGGAUGAGCUUACUGAAGGCGAGCUCGAAUGUUUGCACUCUGCUUUGGGCUACGUCUGCCUCGCAUACGUCCACAGCGUUGUGGAUGUCUACGAGAAGAAUGUUGUUUUGAACAUUGUAGGUAAAACAGAAGAAGUCACGAAGCUGCCCGACUGGCUGGGUGCUCCAUAUCUAGGAGUUAGUCGGAGAUUGGAUCGGCAGCCGAUGUUGGACUAUGCCGGCUGCGUACUGAACAACUGGGAACGAAUGGAUCCAAAUGGGCCCAUCAAGCCGUCGAACGUGCGCUUACUCCGCCGCUUCACGGGCCUGAUCGACGAGGAGUGGUUUUUCAAGACGCACAUCAUCAUCGAAUCGGAAGGCGGACAUGUGGCUGGUGCCUUGAAAUCGAUUUCUGCAGCAAUGCGCAACAACGAUCUGCACAACUUGCUGCAAGAGCUGCACUUGCUGGAGGAGGCGCUGUGGAGGCUGGCUUCCGUGUGCCUCCCCAUCAUGUUUGCGCGGUCGCCGCACGACCACAAGUUGCUGUGCGAGCCCUUCAUGUUCUUUUUUCGGCUGCGUCCGUACAUCACGUCAGUCACGAUGGAAAUGUGCGGGCAGAGGUUUUCCUUGUCUGGCCCCUCUGGCGCUAUGAGCACAAUCCUUCCUGCAGUCGAUGCAUUGCUGGGGAUUCGGAACACAUCUGCGGAACUUCGAGAGGCAGUCAAGACGUUCGAGGGCUAUGUUCCGAAGGAACACAGGCAGUUUCUUGAUGGUCUUCGCAAUGCACCCAGCAGUGUCCGCAGCUUCAUCAAAGCCGGCAAAGCGACUCUGGAAGAGAGCAUGUGGUAUGCGCUGGCCGGGGCCUACAAUGCUUGUAUCUCGAGGGUCUUGGACUUCAGGUGGAGACAUUGGAGCUUCGUUGAGCAGUUUAUCAUCCGACCCUCCACCGCGACUAGUCCGAUGAACACAUCCGUCUGCCCUAUGGCAGUUUCGGCGGAUUCUUCCGUUGAGAGUCCAUCGAGCAGUCACAACCCUAUGGUUGGAACAGGCGGAACCACGUUUGAUUACUUGCAGCAGCACAUCUCAGAUUCUCAGGUGGCCAGGAUCACCCUCGGUCCGAAAGGAGAGGCACACGUCCGGCAAGAAAGUGCGGAGGCGUCGAUCUCCGCACCACAUGCCAAUCUGCCAGUGUUCGGCGAUGUGACCAACGGCCACCUUUGGGAUCCGACUGGUCCGAACGGCUUUGUGACUAAUCGCUGCGGGAAUCUGCCAGGAUGGGGUCCAGGUUUCGCCGGUCCGCUCCCUGGUUGCUCCGCACUGAUGGAGCUCGCGACCAUUAUCCCCAACCUCUGCUUCUCACAUAUUUACUCAGAGGACCCUGAGUCGCCGGCGAUUGAUCAUCCCUUCGUGCUGAGGUGCAACGCGAAGCGAGCGGAGCUCGAAGCCCUGGUGUCAAGAAGCGGCGGAGAGCCGGCCCCAGUCGCACGUCUUCGAUUUGCUGAUCUGGAGCACACCUGGAUGCUGCUUUGCAACGUAUCUUCGGCAUACAAGGCGAUUGAGAUUCCAGGGAGCCUUCAGGAGAUGAAUGGCGAGAAGUGCCCUGUCACAGCACGCUCUGGCACUUGCCCUGUCCAGCCGAAGCGAGCCAAGACGGAGGACUGGCUGGAGAGCAUCGUUCGACAAGUGGCAUCAAUUGUCGGUCGGCCAUGGAACGGGACGCCUGAGUAUGCCGAGCUCGUGCUCAAUAACUGGUAUGUUUCGCCGAACGAUAAUAUGAGCCCGGAUGAGGUGUUCGUCAUCAAUCGCCAGACCAUCCAGCAUGUUCAUCCCGUUUGUCGGUUUCUGGCGCUGCCCGACGAGGAGUGGCACCGGAAGCUGCACAUCCUCCUAGAGGCCGAGGGCGGCCGUGCAGUGGCUGCAGCAUACAGGUCUCUUCGGGAAGCUCUUCCAGCGAGAGAUAACGAUGGGGUGGGUGCAGCCCUGAACCAGUUGGCAGCGGACAUUGAUUCCCUCACGGAAUUCCAGCGGGACCAGUUCAAUCAGAAGGAUUGCCGAGGGGAAGCACUGAUGAUUUCGCGCCUGCGGAAAUAUUCUUACCCAGACCUUCAGAUGGAAGAGCUUGCUGUCUGGAUCUACACGGAAGGAAGUUCGCCGCUCCUACCGGCCUUACAUGCCAUUCUUGGCCUGCGAAAGCUGGACGGCAUUUCUGGGCCGUUGCAGGAGCACUGGCAAAGCCAGGGUCGGCUGUGUAUGGCCGAAUCUCAUAGACAGUUUCUUGACUGCCUCGAAAGCGGCAUGUCAGUGCGCGCCUACUGCCUUCAAGUCUGGAGAUACCUGCCUGUGGAAGCAAUCGCGGCGCUUGAAGAUGCGUUCAACAACUGUAUUGAGGCGCUUCUGAGAUACUGCUCUGUGCGGCAGAGGUUCGUCAGCCGAGUGCUACCACGCGUUGGCCACAUUCAGACACUGAGUGCCAAGCAAGAGAACGUCAUUCGAGCAGGACGAUUGGCUUUGCUGCAGAUGCGGCGAGUUGCGGAUGCACAGCGCAUGCAGUUGGCCAACGAGGCGCUGGCCGGCCUUCUUCCCUCUUGA